This is a messenger RNA of Eutrema salsugineum, 1351 nucleotides long. RefSeq names its product polyprenol reductase 2. Gene Ontology annotation, molecular function: 3-oxo-5-alpha-steroid 4-dehydrogenase activity. The record is from RefSeq and is a predicted model, not a curated record. The transcript is spliced from 7 exons. Gene Ontology annotation, cellular component: endoplasmic reticulum. Gene Ontology annotation, biological process: polyprenol catabolic process; dolichol-linked oligosaccharide biosynthetic process. NCBI's taxonomy places the organism in Eukaryota, Viridiplantae, Streptophyta, Magnoliopsida, Brassicales, Brassicaceae. Bases 186 to 1205 code for a protein of 339 amino acids.
CUCACAUCAUCUCCAUCGCAUCGAUCUGUCACCGGUGUUUUUGUUUGUCACCGGCAUCGUCUCCAUCACCGUCGGCGUCGUCUCCAUAACCGGCUUUAUCACUUAUCAGUGUUCGGUGUCUCUCACUCAAGAGGUUUACGAUCAUUGACUAUCUGGAGAGAAGAAGAAGGAAAGGAAAAAAAAGUAUGGAAUUAGGGAUUGUUUGGUUGGUUAGAGCCGCUUGGAUCGGUGCUAUACUUCCUAUGGUUAUCGCUUCGAUACCCAUUUCCAAGCUGAGAUCUUUUCAUGAACUCGUUUUGAGUUUCGCCAGGAGAGGCAAGAUUCUUCAGCCGUCGUCGUCUCAGAAGUGGACAGUUCCUCAGAAAUUUUUCGCUCACUUCUACGUUAUCGGAGUGGCGUGGACGACUCUCCUGCUCGCUACCACUUGGAUGUAUGCUUGCAAAAUGGCGCCUUUGUCGCCUGAGGAGUUUCAGUUUUCCGACAUUGCAAGCCACUUAACCGGAGGCUCACAUGUUUUCUCCUUUCAUAAAUCACAUUUGACUCCUGUCGAGCAUCGGUUUAAAGUGUGGCGAGCAGUGUUUCUACUUCUUCUAAUGGAAAUCCAAGUUUUAAGACGCCUUAUAGAGUCAAUAUAUGUGUUCAAAUAUAGCCCUUCUGCUCGACUUCACAUUCUUGGUUAUCUCGCUGGAUGGUUUUUUUAUACAGCAGCGCCUUUGUCACUCUGCUCUAUUAUCGCUCCAGAGGUAGCAAGAUUUGCAGGAAAUCAAGUUGCAGAGUUCAUUGCUAAAGGAAAAAGCCAUACCGCAGCUCCUGAGUUUGAUUUGUUGUUAUCUAUAAGCCCUCUGAUGAAGCUUGGGUCGUGCCAGCUUAUUGGUGGAGUCAUUUUUCUCUGGGGAUGGUUUCAUCAACGCCGAUGUCACGCAAUUCUCGGAUCGCUCCGGGAAAAUCCUAGCCAAGCGAAGGAGUAUAUAAUUCCGCAUGGAGAUUGGUUUGAAAUCGUCUCUAGUCCACAUUACUUGGCAGAAAUUGUUUUAUACGCUGGCUUGCUGAUUGCGAGUGGAGGAACAGAUAUUACGAUCUGGUUACUCUUUAGUUUCGUGGUUGGGAAUCUUACUUUGGCGGCUGGAGAAACUCACCGGUGGUAUCUCCGGAAGUUUGAGAAUUAUCCGGCUAACCGGUUCGCCAUUUUCCCUUAUGUCUACUAAAUAGUUAAGCGAUAGAACACAAGUUAACCAAGCUUGUAAGAGAGUUGAAGAAUAUUCAUGUUUCUGUAAAUGCUCAUUUCUGAAGGUCAAAGACUUCUGGUGCUAUGUUGUAUUCUAAUUAAUAGCAAUGAUUUCUCAUCUUUAUG